GGUAAAGAUAAAACCUACACCUUCCUGUAUCAAUAGGCAGAAUAUAGCGCGCUUUACGUAUGUAUGUAUAUAUAUGUAUAUAUAUGUAUAUAUGUUAAAGAAUCGAAUCGAAUUUGGUAGGUUUGGUAUCGUAAUCGAAUCGAAGCAUUUCAAAUCGAUUUUCGAUGAAUCGGAUUGAAUCGUUGCAGCUCUAAAAAACACAGCUGAAUUUGACCAGCCACUGUCAGAUAUACAUCCUGAUGACCCUUGUGUAGACCCUUGCAACAGAUCUGCAUCCAAGCGUUUCCCUUUGAAAACAAAGAAUGGUGGAAGCUGUGUGCCUAAUGCGUUGCCACAUCCAAUUAUUGUUGUAAUGCAGAACCUUGACGAAGUAACUGCUGAUGCCUUCAAUGUGCUACUUAUUAUAAAUGGUGGGGUAUGCUCUGUUUGGAUACCUUUUUCGUCAAUGUUAUAGACACACUCAGGUUUGUUGUGGAGGUCAUGUUUUUCAACAACGCUCAUCAAAUUGUUGAAAUAUUCAUGAACAUUGGCCUCUGAUGUGGCUUCAGCUCUGUAGUUGGACAGUGCCCUCGGACGAACAACUCGCAACUCAGGCCAUCGCUGCUGGAAAUCCUUAAACCAUUUCACAGACAAAGGUUUAUCAUUUGGCCUCUUACCAAGGAACACUGCAUAGUUUGUAGCACUUGCUACAACUUCACUGAUGGUAUAACCAUAUACAAGGGCAGCCAUUGUCUUGACAUGGUCAACUAGUUUGACCUCUUCUUCCUGAGAGAAGAAUGGAGCUGGUCCGGGUUUGAGGCAUUCAGGGUCAAUAACCCCUUUCACACGGUCCCAUAGUGUAGUAUGGGGAACACCAUACUGUUUUGCAACAGUUCUUACUGGCAAGCCACUGUCUUUUACUUUUAGGUAUGCAUUGUGAAGAGCUGUUGGUGAGUAAAGACCUCUGUGUUGAAUUAUCUUCUUAGGUUUUGACUGAAAAGAAAAAAGAAAAACAAACUUAACUUCAUGAUGAUCAAUUGUCAAGAAAGAAAAGCUGGAAUAUUUUUUCGGAACUGUGCUGUAGCUCUAAGAGCGAUAAUAAAAACAAAGUCACAUGACUGUCGCGUGACCCGGACUCGACGAAAAAAUCUACGUCUAUUGCAAUCAAAAUUGCAAAUGGAAAUAUGCUUUUUGGUGUGUAAAUGCACGUUUUGAUAAAUGCUUUCAAAACGUAAUAGCAAAAAACACAUAAAACCGUGUAAAUAACAAUAAAUGCAUUUCUUUUACCUGUUUUCGGCGCAUUUGUUGCAAGCUUAGUGGGCAAGUAGGUCACGGACUUCUUGAAUAACCAUUUGUUUAUGGAUGUAACGUCAUGCGCACUUUUGCGCAUGCGCAUAUAGAACCAAAACAAACCGUCCGAUAUCAGGUUCUGUUCGAUAAAAGGUACUUACACGAUACACUUAUUGCAUUUAGUGAUAAUUUACUCGCAUGCGCAAUUGAUCUUAAUGUGAUUGCUAACAAUGGCGUCAGGGGGUAAAGGUUUCGAUAUGGCGAGUCUGGAAGAGGAAAUUAAGAAAGCUCUGGGUGACAAAAAGGAGGAGACUAAAGAUUUUUUGUUUACAGCUGCCAUUGAUUUUGGAACAACAUUCACCGGUUAUGCAAUUUGUGUAAAACAGACGAUGGAAAUAUGCAUGAGCAUGUUUUCUUCUGAUGCAUUGUCCUCUGAAAAGGCCCCGACUUGCGUGUUAUUGGACAAGGACAAACAUUUCGUUGCCUUUGGCUACAAGGCAGAGGAGGAUUAUCAACGCAUAUGUGAGGAUGAGGAUGAACGCUCUGAAGAUUACUAUUUCUUCGAAAGGUUUAAAAUGGCUUUGUUUGAAACAAAGAAAUUAAAGCGAGAUACAUUGAUAAAAGAGUAUGGAGGGAAAGAGCUGGAGGCUAUGCAUGUUUUUGCCGAAGUGAUCAAACACCUAACAGAUUGCGUCUACCAAAACCUUCAUAGUAGAAUUGCUGGAGUUUCAAGUGACGAAGUGCUCUGGGUACUCACCGUGCCUGCAAUUUGGUCUGACGCUGCAAAACAGUUCAUGCGGGAAGCUGCCAAUAAGGCUGGUAUUCAUGAUUCACAGCUGAGGCUGAUAUUGGAACCGGAAGCUGCAUCGUUGUAUUGUCGAAGCCAGAACACAUGCAGGGUAAUUAAAGUCGAUGGAAGUGUGAAAUUGGAGCCAUUGCCCGUGGGUCAGAGGUACCUUGUGGCAGAUUUAGGAGGUGGUACAGCAGACAUUGCUGUUCAUGAAAUUCUUCAAGACAGCAAUCUGAAAGAAAUUUCUAGAUCGGACGGAGAUGCACAUGGCGGCAUGCAGAUAAAUAGGGCGUUCAUGCAAUUUCUAGAUGACGUGUUCGGACAAGAGGUAAUGUCCACAUUUUGUAAAGAUGUGUCGUCAGUAAUGAACCUUCGUCGUAAUUUUGAAGUUAAGAAAAGGCGCUUCGAAUACACAGACGAGAAUUUGAUAGUUUUCACCCUGACUGGGAUCACAGAAGCGGUUAAAAACACAAAGGAUGCAGAUAUGUCUGAAAUACAAAAUCUUGCACUCCAGAAGUUUGAAAACAAAAUAAAAUUUAUUAAAGGUGACAAAUUGUCUGUACACCCGGACUUAAUGAAAGGAUUUUUCCAGUCAGCGUUACAUGGAAUAAUCACAUUUAUCCAAAAGCUUCGGCACGAGAAUGAUCUGGGGAUCAUUAACACAGUACUUUUAGUCGGUGGACUGUCAGAAUCGAAAUACGUACAACAUAAAAUACAAAAUGAGAUAGAAGGGAUUCGUAUUAUAGUUCCAACAGAUGCCCGGUUGGCUGUCAUCAAAGGGGCUAUCAUCUUUGGAGAGGAACCGAAAGUAAUAACCGAUAGAAUCGCACGCUAUUCGUACGGAUUUUCAGUGGCCAGGGAGUUUAAAAUUAAUACGGAUCCCGAAAACUUGAAAGUUAUUCAAAACGGUGUUGAGCUUUGUAAUCAAGUAUUCGAUAAGUUAAUUACCAAAGGAGAAUGCGUGAAGAAAGGAGGUUUUCGGACAUCUCUCGUUAAAAAGGUGGCCUGCUUCGACGGCCUUUUUUCCUUCAUGUUGUCGAGCGCACUUCCAGUUAUAUCAAAAGUUUACAAGUCGGAGGAAACAGAACCAAAAUACGCAACUGAGGAACACGGCAGCGAAUGCAUCGGAAUGAUCUUUGUAACGCCUCCUGACGGAGGUUGGCCAUUGGUUGCCUUGAUAGCACACGGUUUGGUUGUUGGAGAAAGCGAACUUCGAGCAUUCGCAAUGGAUGUUCAGUCAAAGGAAAUAUUUGAAGCUAAAUUUGAUUGUCUCUAAAAACGUAUUUUGGGUUGCUUAGCCAAUCGAUAAAAGAAAGAAUGGACUUAAAUCUAUGGAAUGUUUCAGAGAGUAUUACACUUGCAUUUCAUUAAGCCAUAUCAGACGCAGCGUGCAAACUAUUUUGCCAAAACAUAUCACACGCGAUUUCUCAACGCUCGACUUUCUUCUAUUUAACACUAACACUUUGUUUUUUAUGAGAAUUUGUUAAUCAAUACGACAAAGUAGGUUGAAUUUUCUAGUAUAAACCUUUCAUAGACAUUGAGAAAUCAUAGCAAAAACUCAGAAGUUCUGUUUAAAUAGGAAAUAUAUCUAUAGUUAUAUUAACGUUUUAUCAAGUUGUAAUGCGUUUUUUUCCUGAUUCCAACUUACCCAUGCGUUAUCCCAGAAGAGGUCUCUGUGUAAGGUGCCCAUGUUUGAAGCGAAAUAACAAUAUCGCAAAUCAUUUGCAAAGACAUUGACCCUUUCCACCACAUAUGUAAUACCAGGCGUGAUACUCGGUAAGGAUCCGAUGUGUUGUAUUGACCAUUUGAAUGCGGUGACCACAAUUUUAUUCAUUGUGUAUACAUUUGUUGCAUAUUUGUUUCUGCACUUUGUCUAGACAUGUUGUCUUGUGUCAGAUUGGCCAUCUGUCUAAAGCUGAAAUUUCACUUAAUAUCUUAAGAUGAAGUUUCAUCAAACUGUCUAAUACCAUCUGUGUUGAGAUUUACGAAAUUAAAAAAGGGACCUCGACUUUUAUCACACCCUAUAUGCAUUCGCUUGCAUUAACAUUUUAAGUUUCAUCACAUUAUGGAAUUUCAUUCUCAAAACAUCGAGUGGAAACCAUUAUUUUAGUUUUACCGUUUUAAGGCUUUUUAUAUGUUAAGUUCUACCAGAUUAUCCCCAUGCGUUCUAAAGUUACUAAGGGGCCAUGAGGGCCAAAGUGACCCUUCUUUUCUCAUCUGAGUUAUGUUUUGCGUGUCACGAUUUAGCUUUUGUUAUAUAGCUCAAAUUUAAAAUAAUACC
Molecule: messenger RNA, 4340 nt
Organism: Dreissena polymorpha
Lineage: Eukaryota; Metazoa; Mollusca; Bivalvia; Myida; Dreissenidae
Product: heat shock 70 kDa protein 12A-like
Exons: 4
Coding region: 1500-3335 (611 amino acids)
Molecular function (GO): ATP-dependent protein folding chaperone; ATP binding
Source: RefSeq, a predicted model, not a curated record